This is a messenger RNA of Alternaria ventricosa, 792 nucleotides long. RefSeq lists its product as uncharacterized. Gene Ontology annotation, molecular function: aldehyde-lyase activity. The record is from RefSeq and is a predicted model, not a curated record. Bases 1 to 792 code for a protein of 263 amino acids. Lineage: Eukaryota; Fungi; Ascomycota; Dothideomycetes; Pleosporales; Pleosporaceae. Gene Ontology annotation, cellular component: cytoplasm. The transcript is spliced from 4 exons.
AUGGUCGCCCGUACCAUUGCUGUGCUGGGUAUGGAUUAUGUCAUGGUCGAUGCACUGCAUACUCCAAUCGAUGCCGAGAACCUAGUCCGCAUCAUCCACACCAUCAACUUCUGUAGCGAAGGAAAAACGGUUGCCGUCGUACGCGUUCCAUCUGCACACUCGGACCUCCUCACGCACGCGCUUGAUGCAGGAAUCAUCUUCCCACAUAUCGAUACCGCCGAGCAAGCUGCCGAAGCCGUGUCCAAGUGUCGCUAUGCAACCUCUGGUGGAGACCGAUCACUAUCGCCAUGCGCCCUGGUGCCUGGCAUCACAGACACAGCGCCCCACGGUUUGACACACGAUCGAGUAGCAGACAAUCACAUCGCAGUUAUCUGCCAGAUCGAGAGCCAGCUAGCAAUGGACAACGCAGAUGCCAUUGCCGCUACAGAUGGUGUGGACUGCCUCAUGCUGGGACCCGGAGAUCUCCGUCUCUCAUUAGGCGUGCCAGCACGCAAAUACGGCGAACGCGACGACCCGAGGUUUCUCGAUGCCGUCAAUAGGCUCAUCGGCGUCAAGUACCGUCAUGGAAAGCCGCUCAUGACAGUAUCGUUCAAGAUAUCCGCGGCCGAGGACUCAUGGGUGAAGCACUUCAAUUUGUUGCUGGCGACGGCAGACUUUGUCGAUGUAGUGAAAGGCCACCAAGCUGCUUUGGGAACUAUCAAGACUACGCUUGCUGGUUUGAAUGAGACAUUGCCCAUGGGUAUGGCCUUUGAAGAGAAGAUCAAGCAACGUCGUGAUAGUCAUGAGGCUUGA